Castor canadensis (American beaver) is the source of this 3411-nucleotide messenger RNA. Lineage: Eukaryota; Metazoa; Chordata; Mammalia; Rodentia; Castoridae. The record is from RefSeq and is a predicted model, not a curated record.
CUGUCUGAUCCUGGAGGAGGUGUCCUGAUGAUCCUCUGACGUCUGUCUACCUUGGGCAGUGGGAAGCAGAUGGCAAUGUCCCAGACACAGGACUACGAAUGCAGAAGCCACCAUGUUGAUGGCCAGGAGCCCAGGAUUCCAGGGUCGAGCACCAGGCUGGAGUGGGUGGAGAUCAUCGAGCCGCGCACUCGCGAGCGCAUGUACGCCAACCUGGUCACCGGCGAGUGUGUGUGGGACCCGCCGGCCGGCGUGCGCAUUAAGCGCACCAGCGAGGACCAGUGGUGGGAGCUCUUCGACCCCAACACGUCGCGCUUCUACUACUACAGCGCCGCCUCGCAGCGCACGGUGUGGCACCGCCCGCAGAACUGCGACAUCAUCCCACUGGCCAAGCUGCAGACGCUGAAGCAGAACACCGAGUCCCCGCGCGCCUCGGCCGACAGCAGCCCGGGGCGCGGCAGCACCGGCUCCUCGCUGGAGCCCGAGCCCGAUGCCACAGCCUCCGCCGAGAGGGCCCAGGAGCUGCCGGCCAGGGCUGCUCGGCCGGCGGCGCUGGGGACCGCAAAGGAGGAGAGCUGCAGUUCCCCACCACCAGGCAUGCUCCUGGAGAAGGACUACGAGGUAUACCGGGAGUAUGGUGCAGAUGGCCAGCUCCUUCACUACAGGACCUCCUCACUUCGAUGGAAUUCGGGCACCAAGGAACGCAUGCUCAUCAAAGUCGCAGACCGAGAGCCCAGCUUCCUCACCCCUCAGGGCAAUGGCUACUCCCUGGAUGGCCAGCCUGGGAGCCGCCCCCGCAGACCCUCUGGCAGCCAGCACUCGCCCAACCUGCAAACCUUUGCCCCUGACUCAGAUGGCACCAUCUUCUUUCCUGAGAGGCGGCCCUCACCCUUCCUGAGGAGGGCCGAGCUCUCUGGGAGCUGCUCACCCUUGCUUACGCAGCCCCGAAAGCCCUCCAGCGACUCACAGCCCUCCUCCCCACGCUAUGGCUAUGAGCCCCCGCUCUACGAGGAGCCCCCAGUAGAGUAUCAGGCCCCCAUUUAUGACGAGCCUCCCAUGGAUGUGCAGUUUGAGCCUGGCAGCCCCUACCAGGCCAGCUCGCCACAGAGGUCACCAGGCCGUAAGCCCCGCCCAUUCUUGCCAGCGGCCAAGCAGACCCCCACCUCCCCUUGCCAGCAGCUGGUGCGCACCAAGCAGAAGUGUGCUGAACGCUUCCUGAGCCUGGAGUAUAGCCCCGCAGGCAAGGAGUAUGUGCGGCAGCUGGUGUACGUGGAGCAGGCCGGCUCUAGCCCUAAGCUACGUGCGGGGCCCAGACACAAGUAUGCGCCCAACCCUGGUGGUGGCUCCUACUCCCUGCAGCCCAGCCCCUGCUUGCUGAGGGACCAGCGCCUGGGGAUCAGGUCUGGAGAUUACAGCACCAUGGAGGGGCCUGACCCCCGGUCUGGCCAGCCGUCCACACCACUGCCCCAGGCCCAAGAGGAUACCAUGUCCUGGUCUAGCCAACAGGACACGAUGUCCUCCACAGGCUACUCCCCAGGCACACGGAAGAGGAAGAGCAGAAAACCCUCUCUGUGCCAAGUCCCCAGCGCCUCCUCCACUGAUGGCCCUGGGGACCUGCUAGGUGAGCAGCCCCUGGCUGAGGAACGCUCCCCAUGUGGGCCCAGCCUUGCUCAGAUGAGGCGUGCAGAGGCCGAGGUGGACGUGGCACGAGGCACAGCUGAGCCCUUCCUGGCGCAGGCACGGCUGGCCUGGGAGGCACAGCAGGCCCACUUCCACACAAAGCAAAGGGGCAGCUGGGACUCCCAGCAGGAUGGCUCUGGAUAUGAGAGUGAUGGCGCUGUGCCUCUGCCCAUGCCUGGGCCUGUGGUGCGGGCCUUCAGCGAGGAUGAGGCACUGGCUCAGCAGGACAGCAAGCACUGGAAGCGGAGCACCUUUGAGAAGCUUGGCUUCCCCCAGAUCCUGCUGGAGAAGAGCGUGUCCGUGCAGACCAACCUGGCCUCACCGGAGCCUUACCUCCAUCCCUCACAGUCUGAGGACCUUGGUGCCUGUGCCCAGUUUGAGAGCAGCCGGCAGAACCGCAAUGCAGUGCCCAGCUCUAGCUGCGUCUUUCCCACCUUCACACUGCGCAAGCCCUCCUCAGAGACGGACAUCGAGAACUGGGCCUCCAAACACUUCAACAAGCACACCCAGGGUCUCUUCCGGCGGAAAGUGUCCAUUGCCAACAUGCUGGCCUGGAGCAGUGAGUCCAUCAAGAAGCCCAUGAUUGUGACCAGUGACCGGCAUGUGAAGAAGGAGGCCUGCGAGAUCUUCAAACUGAUCCAGAUGUACAUGGGUGACCGGCGGGCCAAGGCAGACCCACUGCAUGUGGCCCUGGAGAUUGCCACCAAGGGCUGGAGUGCACAGGGCCUGCGGGACGAGCUGUAUAUCCAGCUGUGCCGGCAGACCACUGAGAACUUCCGCCUUGAAAGCCUGGCUCGAGGCUGGGAGCUCAUGGCCAUCUGCCUGGCCUUCUUCCCCCCCACACCCAAGUUCCACUCCUACCUGGAGGGCUAUAUCUACCGGCACAUGGACCCCGUCAAUGACACCAAAGUGACACAGCACAUAAAAGAGCUUCUGGAAAGGAACAGUAAGAAGAAGUCCAAACUGAGAAAGAAACCCAAGCCUUAUGUUGAAGAGCCGGAUGGGGUGGCGAUAAGCACCUACGCCAAGUACUGCUACCACAAGCUGCAGAAGGCAGCCCUGACAGGGGCCAAGAAGGGGCUAAAGAAGCCCAACGUGGAAGAGAUCCGGCAUGCUAAGAACGCCGUGUUCAGCCCAUCCAUGUUCGGCAGUGCACUGCAGGAGGUUAUGAGCAUGCAGAAGGAGCGCUACCCUGACCGGCAGCUGCCCUGGGUACAGACGCGGCUCUCUGAGGAAGUGCUGGCACUCAACGGUGACCAGACAGAGGGCAUCUUCAGGGUCCCUGGGGACAUUGAUGAGGUGAAUGCCCUGAAGCUUCAGGUGGAUCAAUGGAAGGUGCCUACAGGCUUGGAGGAUCCCCACGUCCCUGCGUCGCUGCUGAAGCUGUGGUACCGGGAACUGGAAGAGCCUCUGAUCCCGCACGAGUUCUACGAGCAGUGCAUCGCGCACUACGAGAGCCCGGAGGCCGCCGUGGCCGUGGUGCACGCGCUGCCGCGCAUCAACCGCAUGGUGCUGUGCUACCUCAUCCGCUUUCUCCAGGUGUUUGUGCAGCCAGCCAACGUGGCCAUCACCAAGAUGGAUGUCAGCAACCUAGCCAUGGUGAUGGCGCCCAACUGCCUGCGCUGCCAGUCGGAUGACCCGCGCGUCAUCUUCGAGAACACGCGCAAGGAGAUGUCCUUCCUGCGCGUGCUCAUCCAGCAUCUGGACACCAGCUUCAUGGAGGGCGUGCUAUAG